AUGGCUACCCAGAACAACAUCGUCAUCCUGGGCGCCGGAGUCUCCGGACUCACCACGGCAUAUCUCUUAUCCAAGGAUGCCUCCAAUUCCAUCACCGUGGUCGCCAAGCAUAUGCCCGGCGACUACGAUAUCGAAUACUGCUCCCCAUGGGCGGGCGCCAAUUACGUCCCAACUGGAGUCCCCGGAAGCGCCCACGCCCGUUGGGAGCGAGAGACCUGGCCCGCCCUGAAAGAUCUGGCGGAGAACCACCUGGACGCCGGGAUUCAUUUUCAAGAGUCGACCGUGCAUAAGCGGCAUAAAGACCGCAAGAACCCGACGGGAACCUCGGAGAAAGAACCCUGGUAUAAAGACGUCGUGCCUAAUUUCCAAAGCAUUCCCUCCGACCAACUCGCCCCCGGAGUGGAUAACACAUUCAUCUACACCUCCGUCUGCAUCAACACAGCAGUCUACCUCCCCUGGCUAGUCGGCCAAUGCCGCCAAAACGGCACAGUCUUCAAACGCGGCGUACUCAAACAUAUCGCCGAGGCCGCAGACGCGCACCACAGCGGCCAAAAAGCCGACCUAGUGAUCAACUGCACAGGGCUGUCAUCCAAAAAGCUCGGCGGCGUGAACGACGACACGCUGCACCCGGCCCGCGGACAGAUCGUCGUCGUGCGGAACGACCCCGGCGCGAUGUUCGCGGGCUCCGCGGGCGACGAUGCACCCGAUGAGGGCGUCUACAUGAUGAAAAGAGCCGCGGGUGGCGGGACCGUCCUCGGCGGCUCGUUCCAGAAAGAUCAGUGGGAUCCGCUACCGGAUCCGAACCUAGCGGUGCGGAUCAUGAAGCGAGCCAUUGCACUGCGGCCGCAGAUUGUGCGCGAAGGACAGGGCAUCGAGGGGUUGGAUAUCAUCCGGCACGGGGUCGGUCUGCGGCCCCUUCGAGACGACGGCCCGCGCAUAGAAGCCGAUAAGAUCGACGGUGUUGCUGUCGUGCAUAACUACGGCCACGGAGGAUUCGGAUACCAGGCCUCGUAUGGAUGCGCGGCCGAGGCAGUUAGAUUGGCCGAGGAGGUGCUGAGGCAGCGGAAAGGCCGCGCUAAGCUGUAA
Aspergillus affinis is the source of this 1086-nucleotide messenger RNA. RefSeq names its product FAD-dependent oxidoreductase. Gene Ontology annotation, molecular function: FAD binding; D-amino-acid oxidase activity. Bases 1 to 1086 code for a protein of 361 amino acids. The record is from RefSeq and is a predicted model, not a curated record. The transcript has 5 exons. Lineage: Eukaryota; Fungi; Ascomycota; Eurotiomycetes; Eurotiales; Aspergillaceae.